Molecule: messenger RNA, 2999 nt
Organism: Pogoniulus pusillus (Red-fronted tinkerbird)
Lineage: Eukaryota; Metazoa; Chordata; Aves; Piciformes; Lybiidae
Product: embryonic protein UVS.2-like
Exons: 11
Coding region: 47-1477 (476 amino acids)
Biological process (GO): proteolysis
Molecular function (GO): metalloendopeptidase activity; zinc ion binding
Source: RefSeq, a predicted model, not a curated record
UUUGAGAACUGAGCUGCGGAGCAGAGAUCAUCUUGGAAACUUGAAGAUGAAAUACUUUCUUCUGCCGACUCAUUUAGCAUUUCUCUGCAGCAUUGCACUAAGUAAACCUGUCCAGAUAACUACAAGAAACAAUGACUUAGGUAGUGAAAUAGCUGUGUAUGAAGGAGACAUCCUCUUGAGGAGAGGACGCCGCAGUGCAAUUAACUGUGAGAGUUGUUUAUGGCCCAAGUCACAAGAUGGACUAGUCAAGGUUCCAAUUAACAUCUCUUCUGAUUUCUCAGUGACAGAGAGGUCUUGGAUUGCUGAUGCUCUGCAAGAGAUCUCCACGCUGACCUGUGUGCAGUUUGUCAAUCGCACGACAGAAACAGACUAUGUGUACAUUGAACGUGGGCAGAGCUGCUGGUCUUACUUUGGGAAAAUUGGAGGACGUCAAGCAGUAGGCCUGGUGAAAAAUGGUUGCAUGGAUAAAGGAGCAAUUCAGCAUGAAAUGAACCAUGCACUGGGUUUCAUCCAUGAACAGGCACGGAGUGAUCGGGAUAGGUUUGUCAAGAUUAUGUGGGAACACAUUGUGGCAGGGGAACAAGGGAAUUUUGGAAAAGUGAAUUCCAAAAAUCUAGGCCUUCCCUAUGACUACUCUUCAGUGAUGCACUAUGGCGCGUAUGAUUUCUCCAGUACUCCAGGGAAACCAACUAUUGUACCAGUUCCUGACCCCACUAUACCCAUUGGGCAGAGAGAAGGGCUGAGUAACUUGGAUGUAGCUAAAAUCAACAAGCUCUACAAGUGCAACUGGUGUAGCUCUGUGUUGCCUAAAUCCAAAGGCUCCUUAUCCUCUGUCAAUUACCCAUCCCCGUACCCGAACGAUAGCCACUGCCUGUGGCUGAUCCGCAUCCGUCGAAGCAAGAUUUUCCUGCAGUUUGAGGCUUUUGAUGUCCAACCCUCCUCAGGCUGUUCUGCUGACUAUAUAAAAAUUUACAAUGGAAACAGCAAGAAUUCCCCUGUCUUGCUGGACAAAUACUGUGGGAAAGGGCCACUGCCCUCCUUAGUGGCAUCUGGAUCGAUGAUGCUGGUAGAGUUUGCAAGUGAUGAGAGCAUUACAGCCACAGGAUUCAGAGCUUCCUACAACAGGGUGAAUUGUGGAGACACUUUCACAGACUCAAGCGGAGUCAUCACCUCUCCAAACUACCCCAAUAAAUACCCCAAAAACCGAGCAUGCUUCUGGGUCAUCACUUGCCCAGUGGGAUACAAGAUAUCUCUCCAAAUGUUAUUCUUUGAGCUGGAGGACAGCAACAGAUGCACCUACGACUAUUUGCUCAUACAUGAUGGAAGCCGACCUACAUCACCAGCAGUUGGCCCUUACUGUGGGACAGAGAAGGUGGCAGACUUCACUUCCACUGGGAAUUUUGUGCUGGUUGAAUUUCACAGUGAUAUAGUUUGGGAAUUUCCUGGAUUUGUGAUGAGUUACGCAUUUGGUAGGUAGUAGCACUGUACGAGUGGGAGUUGGAAAACAUGGAUUGAAAGUAAGAGGUAAAGCUAGCCAAAGGUCAAAGUCAAAAUGCCACCAAUUCCAAUAAAGAAAAAAAUAUAGCUCCCUGAUAUCUUUAACAAGCUUGAAGCUUGACCUUAAGUCUACAUGGUGAAUUAUAAACAAAAGUGUUCCUGCCCAUAGAAUCAUAGAAUGAUAGAGUAGUUUAGGCUGGAAGGGACCUCAAAGCUCAUCUCGUUCCAACCCCCUGCCAUAGGCAGGGACACCUCCCAAUAGAACAGGCCACUGAAGGCCUCAUCCAACCUAGCCUUGAACACCUCCAAGGAGGGAGCAUCCAAAACCUCUCUGGGCAACCUGUUCCAGUGUCUCACCACCCUCACUGUAAAGAACUUCUUCCUAGUUUAUGUCUCUCUUCAUCCCGUUUGGAUGCUUCUGUCUGAGACUGCUAAGGUUUUUGUUAGAGUAUUCCCAUUGCUAGUCUUGUGUGGCUGCUGCAGCAGCAGAACUGAAACUAUCUAAGGAGAUCUUCAAGAACAUCUAGCAGUGGAAACUGUGCCCAUACAAAAUUCAGAAUAUGGCUAUGCAGCAACUUCACCUUGUGUUCUGACAAAUGUUUUUACCCAGCCCUAAUAUGCACUGCAGUAUGUAUAAAAAACCUCCACACACUUUCAUUUGUCUUCUGCAGCCAAGCUCAUGUAAACAGUUCCUAUAGGCACCUUAGCUUAGCCUGGAAAUCACCACUAUACACUGAUGUUUGCACAGCAUCUCACCUCAAAGAAUUGUACUGCUCCUCUGUGAGAUAACCAGGGCUGGGAACAGAUUUAACUAAACAGUUAAGAGUGGCAGGAGCAAGCAGUGAGGGAGAGGGAACAGAGUGAAGUACCUAUUGCUGCUGCUGCUUGGUUGCAAAGUCCAUUGCAUAUAAAUGGAGUCAGUAACUUUGAGGAACAUCUUAGGUGUGAAGUACUGUGUCUGUAGAGAGAAAUCUACCUCUGAGAAGAUGUCUGAAGAGGAGAAAGAAAUUGCUACUGUAAACAGCUAACACUUUACCUUGACUUGAUAUAUUCAGAACUAAAUGCCAAUGCCAAACUGGAAGAUGCCAGAAUGUAAUAAACAAUAAAAGGCUUGCUGCAAUUGUACCUUUGUGAAGAAGAGCAACACAGAAAAUGCCAAUUUGUUUUCCUGGUCUUAGGAAGGCAGCCAAGGAAAUUUUGAAUUAUGCUGACUUAUGGUUUUGUUUUGGGUUGUUAUUUUAAGGCUCUGCAAUGUUUCAUUUUUAAGCACUGAUUAAUUCUUACCCUCAGAAGAAUGAUAAUUGAUAAGUUGUGGACAUUGGGGUCUAGAUCUUGCUUGCAUCAUGACGGGAAAGUGCACAAGUAGCAGGCAACAAAUAUUUGCAGCUCCGACGAGCUCCCAUCUUCUGGAUAUACAAAAUAUUCCUUCAUUUAAUUUGGCUCACUAUUUAGAUUGACACCUUUUAGGAGGAUGUAAUCAUUUCAGCAGCUCGAGAGAAAAU